AGAUGAUCUGUUGUUGGUACGACUGAGGAGGCUCUUACCCAUCGCGAAGAUCGGCGAGAACGUUCUCUUCAAGAGCCCGGAUGAUGGAUGGUACUAUUCAGGCGAGGUGACCUACGACUGCUGUGACUUCAGCUACAUCAUUACUGACUGCAACGGCUUCCAAGAGAAGAUCUGGCGGGAAGACAUCAUCUGUGAAUCAGACCGACAUGUUGAUGCAAUCAGGAAGCGUAGCAAGGUGCUGGUGAUGCACUCCUUUGUACCCCAACAGCUACUGUCCCGCCACUGUGAUUGAGGUGCAGGACAAGGCAUGGAGAGUACACCUGGCCGGACUGACCAAGACCAUAAGUGUGUCCCAGGAAAGAGACUACAUCGCUUGUUUAGCUUUGGAAAAGGGUGCCUACGACGAAAAGAUAAUCACAAUGUUAGCAAAGAAAUGGGAAACAAUGGAAGUUCUGGCAAAACACAAGAAAGGAGAAUAUCACAUAGGUACAGUUAAAGAAUUGUUAAGCGGGAGUUUAACCAAAUACGUCAUCACCUGGCUGGACAAGACAGAAACCGUUGUGGAGGCGAUCCAUGUGUUCGGGGGCCUGACGCCAUUGCGGAAACUACGGGUGAACGACCACGUGUUGGCACCGGUGACGACUGACGGGCCAAAGAAUCCUCUGUGUUACCUGCCCGGUGUGGUGGUGGAGAAAAACACCAAUGUAACUGUCACCAUCAAGAUGAUCCGCUCACACAGGCCGGAUGACCACACCACAAUCGAUGAGAAGGAGUGUUUCUACAUCAGCCCUCUCUACUACUUCACAGCAGCAGCAGACUACCUCAACAACCACCACGCCGACGACAGAUAAUGAUUUGAAAAAGACCAGGACUCUGGAUGUUGUAGUGUUAACGUACGGUGUGUUUGUUUGCACCUCUUGUACGUGGUGGUUAAUGUACGUCGAUGUUUUCAAGAUGUCUGCACACAGGAGUUAUAGGAAAACAUCUACGAGAAAUAAGAAAGUUGUGAUUGAAGCAUGCUUACUAUAUCUGACAUGUCCAACUCCAACGAGAGAUAAAUGCCUUCGCUCGUGACGCCAAAGACCCGAGUUCGAUUCCCCACAUGGUUGCAAUGUGUGAAGCCAUAUUUCUGGUGUCCCGGCGUGAUAUAGGUGGAAUAUUGCUUAUAGCGGCGUAAGAUCAUACACACUCACUCCAACGCCAAUUAACGUCCUAUCAAAUCCGUGGCUAAAGCUUCAUUUCUAUCGAGUUUUGUACGGUAUUCAAAUCUAGGUCUGAUCUAGAUUCAAGCGCUU
Messenger RNA from Haliotis rubra (blacklip abalone), 1295 nucleotides. RefSeq lists its product as uncharacterized. The coding region runs from base 420 to 851 and encodes 143 amino acids. Lineage: Eukaryota; Metazoa; Mollusca; Gastropoda; Lepetellida; Haliotidae. The record is from RefSeq and is a predicted model, not a curated record. The transcript is spliced from 5 exons.